Triticum dicoccoides is the source of this 2475-nucleotide messenger RNA. RefSeq names its product S-type anion channel SLAH2-like. The record is from RefSeq and is a predicted model, not a curated record. Gene Ontology annotation, molecular function: voltage-gated monoatomic anion channel activity. Gene Ontology annotation, biological process: transmembrane transport; intracellular monoatomic ion homeostasis. NCBI's taxonomy places the organism in Eukaryota, Viridiplantae, Streptophyta, Magnoliopsida, Poales, Poaceae. Gene Ontology annotation, cellular component: membrane. The coding region runs from base 356 to 2215 and encodes 619 amino acids. The transcript has 4 exons.
CGUGCUCUGCCGCUCAACUGGCAGGCACCACCAGCUCCCGCGCGCGCGUGCAGAAAAGGAGUCGCUAGCUUUGGAGCUUUCCCACCAGGGCCAAGCUAAGCUAGUAGCUCUAUAAAUCCAGCACCUCUCGCACCGAGCCUAGCUGCAACCUGACUCCGAUACACUGCGAGCUAGGGCGCACCGAGAAAUCGAUCCGGUUGUCCUGUUGUUAGGCGAGCGAGAACAGUUUACGAUUCACACACUAGUCCAGGUAAGAAUAUACUGGUAGGAUUUAGGAUCGAUAUGGCAAGCGUGGCCAUACGGGAAUGCCCAGCCGUGCUCCGGCCGAAUUGGUGUAUCUGGUUUCUCGAUCGGUAUGGAGUUGAGCAACAAAGACGUCCAAAUCCAAAUGGGCAGCCAGCUAGGCGAGCAGUCGUCCAGAGAAGGUCUCCCGUCGCUGCUCAUCCAGGUUCCAUCGCGGACUAUCGCCGGCUUCGACUGCGUCGGCCGGGACGCCGUCUCCCCCGCCGCCCUGAACGAGCGGAACAACAAGGACACUGUCAUUAGCAUCCAGGCGCCGGCGACCCCACCAGCAGCUGCCCCUGUGCGCGCGUACGACGACACGCAGAUACCCUACUCCCUUUCCCUCAGCAUGCCGGCGUCGCCGUCGGGGCUCCACUUCUCGCAGUUCAGGGCGGCGUCCGUGCGCCGCAACGAGGCGCGCGCGGCGGUGGCGCCCUCCGACGCCAAGCAGGCGGAGGCGCAAUCUCCGCGGCUGCUGCAGCAGACGCGGUUCCACUCGCAGCCGAUCCUCCACGCGUCCCAGAUCAACGACGGGACGCGGAGGGCCGACAGCACGCGCGACAAGCGGUUCGAUCCGUUCAAGACCUUCUCCGGCCGCCUCGAGCGGCAGCUCUCCAACCUGCGCGGCCGGCCGCUGGACCCCAUGGACCUCGGCUCCCACCAUUCCAAGAUCUCCGAGGAGACCGACCAGGUUCCCGGCACCGACCGCUACUUCGACGCCCUGGAAGGCCCCGAGCUCGACACCCUCAGGGCCACGGAGGUACCGGUGCUGCCCAACGACGAGAAGUGGCCGUUCCUGCUGCGGUUCCCGAUCAGCGCCUUCGGGAUGGUCCUCGGCGUGAGCAGCCAGGCGAUUCUGUGGAAGACGCUGGCGUCGGCGCCGCCGACGGCGUUCCUGCACGUGAGCCUCGUGGUGGCCCACGCGCUGUGGUACAUCUCGCUGGCGCUGAUGGGCCUCGUGUCCUGCAUCUACCUGCUCAAGAUCGUCUUCUACUUCGAGGCGGUCCGGCGCGAGUUCUACCACCCUAUACGCGCCAACUUCUUCUUCGCGCCGUGGAUCGCCUGCCUCUUCCUGGUGCAGGGCGCCCCGCGGGAGCUGGCCGAGGUGCACCACGGCGUCUGGUACAUGCUCAUGGUGCCCAUCUUCUGCCUCGAGCUCAAGAUCUACGGCCAGUGGAUGUCCGGUGGCCAGCGUCGGCUGUCCAAGGUGGCCAACCCGUCCAACCACCUCUCCAUCGUCGGCAACUUUGUCGGCGCGCUGCUGGGGGCCAAAAUGGGCAUCCGCGAGGGCCCCAUCUUCUUCUUCGCCAUCGGGCUUGCGCACUACAUUGUCCUGUUCGUCACCCUCUACCAGCGGCUCCCCACCAACGUCACGCUUCCCAAGGAGCUCCACCCGGUCUUCUUCCUCUUCGUUGCGGCGCCCAGUGUCGCCUCCAUGGCCUGGGCCAAGAUCAACGGCGAGUUCGACAACGGCGCCCGGAUAGCCUACUUCAUUGCGCUCUUCCUGUACAUGUCACUGGCCGUGCGGAUCAACUUCUUCAGAGGGUUCCGGUUCUCGCUGGCGUGGUGGGCGUACACGUUCCCGAUGACCGGCGCCUCGAUCGCGACCAUAACGUACGCGACGGAGGUGACCAACGUGCUGACGCGGACGCUGUCGAUCGGCCUCUCGGGCAUUGCCACCGUCACGGUAGCCGGCCUGCUGGUGACCACCAUGUUCCACGCCUUCGUGCUCAGGGACCUCUUCCCCAAUGACGUCUCCAUCGCCAUCACCCGGAGGAAGCCCAAGUUCAGCAAGAUCCUUGCGCACUUCCGCUCCUCCAGCUCCGACAUGAAGGAGCUCGUGCUCUCCGUCUCCAAGUCGCCCAACACCGACUCCGAUUCCUCGCUCACAGACACCGAUCCGUCCGUCACCAAAGGCAAAGCCGAGCCGUAGAGCCACACCCCGCGCGCUCUCUCGCGCAUACCUAGCUGUACAUAAUUCUUUUCAGUCUCUUGGACAAGAUGAGCUUAAGAGCAGAAUGGAAGCAUGCAGCUGGUCGGCGUGAGUGCACAUACUGCCGUGGAAAGCAUGGAUAUAUCCUUGGAGCAAUUUUUGUGGUGAUGAGGGUAUAAUGUGAGGCACGUAGGUCGAUCCAUCUGUGUAUAGGUCUACGGACAUGUAUAACAGAAAUAAACCAACAAACAUUGUCUGGA